AUGCUCAUCAGCUACAUCCACAUUUGUAUGAGAGAGACCUUUGAACUGUGCGGCUGCGUCCUCCCCCAUGACGACAGUGUCAAUGACCGGUCUGCUGGCAGUCGCCUGGAAAGCCGCUGGGAACAGACGCAGAAGACCUGGCAAGCAGAGUUUGGUGAGGUUGGCCCCCAGACCUCGGGCGGCAUGUUCCGAGGCAACGUGACGCUUCGAGAACGGGCUCUGCGCCCGGUGCAGCGACCGAUGCUGUGGACGCCCGCCAAGGGCGCCUUCCGUGUGGAGCCGCAGACCGAGUGGCGCCCCGCAGCUGACGGUACCGAGUGGCUGCACCGAAAGGACGCUUUGACGCCGCUCUCGCAGAGCAUCAACCGCUACUCCAAGACUGAUCACUUUAUAGGACAUGUCUGCCAUGGCAAGAACUGCCAUGGGAAGCACUUCAGCUACAUCGAGGUCUCGUCGAUCAGUGAUCAACCUCGCUGCUUGCCGUUGAUCACCGCGCACAGCAUUUCCCACGAUCAACUACCAGGGCCGCUGCAGGUGAGAUCCAAGAUACCUACUCUCAGCAAGAACUGCUUGGCCUACUUGCUGCGGGUCGCCUGCGAAGAUGUGGCCAUUGUGUUAGGGACUUGGUCAGGCUUCGAGAAGAGUUGGCGCAAAAGCAAAAGGAAUCCUUCAAAGCCUGGACGGCUGGACAUCAAGGUCUUCGCACUGAAGGCUGGCUCAUACUGCAACUUGCGCCAAAACACGAAUGACACUACAUCACCCAGCAGUUUUCAGAUGACUCUGAACGAGUUGCUGCUCAAGGAGCCUGAGCCAUUGCAGAACCAAGGAGUUGUUGGAUCGGUUCAAAUGCAUCUAGCCUCUGCAAUCAUCCAGCUGAGUGUGUUGUCUACACCCAGUGCUCUUGCCAUAGGCUAUGCAUUUGCCUUGACCUUUGCAUCCUUGCAUGUGGCUCUUCAACCGCGGAUGAGAUCAUCGCAAGCUCCGUCCUCUAAAACGAUGUACGCUCCCUUUUCAGUGGAUCAGCAGAAGUUUCACAUGCUCCAGUAUGCUGGAGGAGACACAGGGCAACAAAAACCUUCCAAAAGCAGCCGCAAAAGGGACGACUUCGAUGGCGCAGGAACAGGAUGUUCAACCCCGAUGGACGAUGAUUUCUACAACUAUCUCAUCUUCGAAAGCGCACUGCAUGACUCUGCUGACCAUGGUGAUUGUGGCGGCUGUGGCGGCUGUGGCAGUUGCGGUGGUUGUGGUGGCUGCGGUGGGUGUGGUGGAUGUGGCGGUUAA
This is a messenger RNA of Durusdinium trenchii, 1281 nucleotides long. NCBI's taxonomy places the organism in Eukaryota, Dinophyceae, Suessiales, Symbiodiniaceae. The record is from the annotation of a GenBank genome assembly.